AUGGCUUUAAAGUUGGUUCUUGUUUUUGUUGUGAUGAGUGCUCUUAUUUUCACUUCUUCCACUGCAAGAAACCUUGGUGUUUCUGACGAAAAGCAGAUUGUAGUUCCUCCAGUUUUUGGUGGAGAUAUUGGUGUAGAUAUUGGUGGAGGAGGAGGAGGAGCUAAUGGAGGAUUUGGUAUAAGUAUUGGUGGUGGUGGAGCAGGAGCUAAUGGAGGAAUUGGUAUAGAUACUGGUGGAGGAAAUGGAGGAUUUGCUAUCAGCUGGGGUACCGAUGCCGAUGCCGACGCCGACGCCAACGCCCCCACCGACAGUGCCCUCACCAACGCCAACGCCGCCUCCGACAGUGCCCUCACCGACUCCACCUUCUGCACCAAUUCCGCCUCCGAGAGUGCCCUCACCGACACCACCUUCCGCACCAAUUCCGCCUCCGAGAGUGCCCUCACCGACACCACCUUCCACGCCAAUUCCGCCGUCAAUUACCGGAUCAGUUAUGCACCUUUCGUCACUGACAGAACCGCCCACCGAGCCGCCAAGGUUCCGGCUGGCGGCGUUGGCGGUGCAAACAAGAAUGCUCAGAACAAAAACCAUAACUAA
Salvia hispanica is the source of this 594-nucleotide messenger RNA. The record is from RefSeq and is a predicted model, not a curated record. Lineage: Eukaryota; Viridiplantae; Streptophyta; Magnoliopsida; Lamiales; Lamiaceae.